AUACGACAGCUUAUAUAUAACUGCUCUUCCCGAUUCGCUCAAAAGAACGCAACGAAACCCUAGAUAUUGAAUUCGAGUGAGCUGUCACAUUCAGAGGCGUCUUGACCGAUUUCCUAUUUAUAAAGUGAGGCACGCCUAUAUUAAUUUAAAAUUAAAACAAUGUGUUCAAUUCAGUGAUAAACAUUAGAAAAUUGCACAUAUAUAUUGUCGGAUUACAGCUUAAUUUAGUUAAUUUAUUUCAAGUGGGCUCUCACUCUAAACGUUUUCGUUAAGAACCGCCGGGUGAUUUAUUUUCAGUGGUGAUAAUUUUUUGUGAGUGGGCAAAACAUAAACUCACUGUGAUUAUUUGGAUUUUUUUCGAUCUAUCCAACUGGUUCGAUUUAUAAAAGAUACCAAAAUGUCACAUCUAGUUACCAGUGUUAUAGAUAAAUACCAUGAUAUAUUAGAAAAUAAAAGUGAUCCUAGAGUGAAGGGAUGGUGGAUGAUGUCUAGUCCUAUACCAACGUUAUUAAUAUGCAUAUUUUACGCGUAUUUUUCCAAAGUCUUAGGACCGAAGAUAAUGGAAAAUAGAAAACCGUUGAAUCUUAGAAAUGUUCUAAUUUUUUACAAUUUAGUACAAACUAUUUUUAGUACGUGGUUGUUUUAUGAAUAUCUUAUGAGUGGUUGGUGGGGUGAUUAUAGCUUUAGAUGUCAACCGGUAGAUUACUCGAAUAGUCCUUUAGCGUUAAGGAUGGCAAGUACCUGCUGGUGGUACUACUUUUCAAAGUUUACGGAGUUCUUCGAUACACUUUUCUUCAUUUUACGGAAGAAAAACAGUCACGUAUCAACUCUACAUGUUAUCCAUCAUGGUUGCAUGCCUUUCUCUGUAUGGAUGGGUCUAAAAUUUGCACCAGGUGGUCACAGUACCUUCUUUGCCCUUCUUAACGCUUUCGUUCACAUCAUCAUGUACUUUUAUUAUAUGGUCGCAGCUAUGGGCCCCGAAUACCAAAAGUACAUAUGGUGGAAGAAGUACCUGACCACUUUCCAAAUGGUACAAUUCGUCGCCAUUUUCGUCCAUCAGUUCCAAUUAUUAUUCACAGAAUGUAAUUACCCCAAGGGAUUUAUGGUAUGGAUAGCCCUACACGGGGUCAUGUUUCUAUUUUUGUUCUCCGACUUUUAUAAAGUCAAAUAUACCGGUGACAAAAAGACUGUGAAAAGCACCGACAAUGGAGCAUGUAUGCCUAUUUUGGAUGACGAAAAUUCCAACGGUAUCAAAAAAUCCAACAGCAACGGCACUCUUAACAAUACUUACAUCAAAGGGGAGUUUACGGAUUCUUAUGAAGCUUGCUAUUCGAAUGGUAGCACGAAAGGUUUCGUAACACAAUCUAUAACAAAACAUAAUAGCAAAAAAAUCGAGUAGAUUAGAUCGAAUUUUAUUUUUUAAAUAAUUUUUGUUUCUAUUUAUAAAAAAUGCGAUUUAGGAAAAUAAAAUGGUUUGGACGUGGUAGUAUAAGGGAAUUUAUAUUUUUGGAGGUAUUUUAAAUAUUAAUUUAGUUAAAUUAAUCAAUUAUGAGGUGUAGUGUAUGUAUAUAUAUAUAUUAAUGAUUUUUAUUUUUAUCGACACAAAGUUACGUCUUUUUAUUAAUGCCCUUUUGCCAUUAUCCAGUAAUUAAAUUUCUUCUACCACUUCUGACUGUUUAUAUUUUUAAAACAAUCCAAAAAUGCAGUUUCUACUUUUUUUUAGUGUAGGUAUGUUUCCGAAUACUGGUUUUAAGUCGUUUUAUUUAUUAAACUUUUUAAUUUUAUUUAUAAAAUAAACUAUGGUUUUAUUAUAUUACAAAAUAUCAGGAUUUUUUCCUCGAUUUAAAAAUUCCCACUUUUUAAUACACAUAUUGAAUUUUUUAUCUAGAACAGUUAUAUUUUUCGAAAACAGAAUUUUUUGUUAUCCAAACUUUCUAUUGGGUCAAAUGGAUCAUUUAAAUGCUUUAAAAAGUCCUGGAAAUACAGUGUGAGUUAAAAUUGUGGGAUUUUAAUCGUUAGAAACUAAUUUUUUAACUUUAUGAUCUUCCAUUUCGAUUAUUAUUUAAAAAUUCCUACUUUUUAAUACACACUAUAUAUUGAAUUUUUUAUCUAGGACAUUUGUAAUGUCAAAAACAAAAGUUUUUGUUAUUAAAACUUUCUAUUCGGUCAAAACGACCAUUAAAAUGCUUUUAAAAGUCCUAUAAAUACAGUGUGAAUCAAAAUCUGUGUUUUAAAAUCUCAAAUACCAAAUUUUUUAAUGAUUUUCACCAUUUUAAUAAUAAAACAUGAUUUUGCAUCAUUUUUUUCUGAAUAAAAAACAAAUGUAAUUAUUUUUUGAGAUCAGAAUUAAUAAAGGUACAUUUAGUUGUGGAACAACCAUUAGUGCCUCAAUUCCAAACUUUAAUUUCCAGCAAUAAUCAUUUUUAGCCUGUACUAAAUUCGUCAUAGCAUUCAAUAUUCCUUGGACAUAUUUUUCCGUUAUUAUUUUCUGUUAAUUUUUUUUAUUGAAAAAGGGUAACUCCAAAUCAGGAUACAUUGUAAGAAAAUCCACUUGAUGCAUAUAAAUAUCCACAAUAAUUUUAAAUCUGGAAAAAUUAUUUGAAAAUAAAGAUUUUUUAUUAGGAUAUGAAAAAAAUACCUGUUUUAUGUACUUAUUCGAACAAUCUUGGGCGAGUUGGACAUGGCUUUGUGUGGCAAAACAGUAUAAUGACAGUGAUAUUUUUUUUCAAUAAAAAACGCAUAUCUUUAAGAAAUAAUAUUGAGUUUUGUGUUUUUAUUCUACACAAAAAUUCAAAAUAAUUGGUCUUUCAUCAAAAAUAAACUAAUUUUAUGAAUAUUCAUAUAUUUUGUUCAUAUCCAUACAUUCUUUAGCCCUCAACAAACUAAUUUUAUAUCAACCUAGAAUUUCCUCAUCUCAAAUUGAAUCCCUAGUUUCUCAUCUUGAAUUCUAACCCUAACAUUUGGUUUUCUGGGUACUGUACACACAGUUUGUUACAACUACACUCAUAUAUACACUUUCAAGUUUUUCAAACUUCCAUUAAUUGCUAAUUUAUAUCCAGUUUGAGCCUUAUUCUAGUCCUUCUUGAAUUCUAACCAUAACAUUUGAUUUUUUGAGUACUGAACACACUUUUUGCUACAACUAUACUCACAUAUUCACUUAGUAGUUCUUCAAACUUCCAUUAAUUGCUUGUUUAUAUUCAGUUUGAGCAUCAUUCUAGUCCUUCUUGAAUUUUAAUCGUAACUUUUGAUUUUUGGGUACUGAACACACGUUUUCUACAACUACCCUCACAUAUGCAUUUUCUAGUUCUUCAAAGUCUUAUUAAUUGUUAGUUUGUAUCCAGUUAGAGCAUAAUUCUAGUCCUUCUUGAAUUCUAACUGAAAUGUUUGAUUUUUUGAGUACUGAACAUACUGUUUGCUACAAUUACACUAUCUGGUUCUUUGACCCUCCAUUAGUUGCUGGUUUAUAUCUGGUUUGAGCAUCAAAUAAUCAGAUAUUAUAAUUGUUAGUGUUGGUGUGAUGAUAUUACAGUAUCAAACUCAAUUCUAUUAUUCUAUGCCUUGUUUUAAAACUUUUUUGAUUAAUAGAAACACAAAAUUUCGUUGUUUAAAUAUUUUCAGCCCUGUUGUAUCGUCAUAUUUUUUUAUUAUAAGAACAAAAUAAUUAAAUUUCUAGCAUAGUCACACAAUCCAGUACUGAAUAAUUUUACAACAACGUAUACUGUAAUGAUGUAUUCAAAUAUUCACAUCAUCAAUUUUUUAUUUUAUAUGAAUCUUUUACUAUUGUUAAAAUUAUUUCAAAUAUAUAGUGUGUUCAAAAACCCUUAAGCUAAAAGUAAACUACAAUUGAUUUUAAAUCCUUUUAAGCUCAUUUACUUUUAUACAAAAAUUUCUCUUAAGAUAGCGGUUCUUUAAGGAUAUCAAAAUCACUACAUGCAAAUUUUGUACAUUGUAUGAGCCUGCAAUGACAAAUUGUUAACUAUAGUCUGUUUUAUUACCAUCACAAGUAAUAAAAUGGCCCUGUUGUAAGAAAUUUAUUCAUAAUUUCAAAAUUUACAGGAAAUAUGCUCAAAAAAUUGAAUCGAACAUAAAAUUUUCUUUAAAUUAAAAAGCUAUAAAAAGUAUUUUCCUAAAAAAGUUGUCCUUUCGUUAUAGUUUUCAAAUUUAUUCUGAAAUUUGUCAACAAAUAGAAUCCGAUGUAUGUUCUUUUCAAUACAUCAACGGAAAAAACUUUUGAAUAAAAGUAAAUUAAUUUAGAGGAAUAUAAAAUAACAUCUAGGAUAUAUAAUUUACAUUUGAAACUAGAGUUUUUGCACUCUCUAUAUACAAAACAAAUAGAGUCUACCAAAUUUUGUAAGUUGUAAAAUUUUUCUCGAAAAAUCUCCAAUCUUUUUACUUAUUAAGUAUUUUACCACAUAUGUGUCUAUUUUAGUGUAAUACCACUGUAAAUAUAUAUUUGUUGAGUCAGUUUAUUUAGAAUUUAAAAUUGUAUUUUUGUAUAUAAAAUAAAAAGCCGCAUUUAUUAAACAA
This is a messenger RNA of Diorhabda sublineata, 4527 nucleotides long. Its product is annotated as elongation of very long chain fatty acids protein AAEL008004-like. Gene Ontology annotation, molecular function: fatty acid elongase activity. Gene Ontology annotation, biological process: fatty acid elongation, polyunsaturated fatty acid; very long-chain fatty acid biosynthetic process; fatty acid elongation, saturated fatty acid. The transcript is spliced from 8 exons. The record is from RefSeq and is a predicted model, not a curated record. Gene Ontology annotation, cellular component: endoplasmic reticulum membrane. The coding region runs from base 398 to 1399 and encodes 333 amino acids. Lineage: Eukaryota; Metazoa; Arthropoda; Insecta; Coleoptera; Chrysomelidae.